Heterostelium album PN500 is the source of this 816-nucleotide messenger RNA. RefSeq lists its product as uncharacterized. The transcript is spliced from 4 exons. Bases 1 to 816 code for a protein of 271 amino acids. The record is from RefSeq and is a predicted model, not a curated record. NCBI's taxonomy places the organism in Eukaryota, Evosea, Eumycetozoa, Acytosteliales, Acytosteliaceae. Gene Ontology annotation, molecular function: protein binding.
AUGGAAAAAUCUUUAUUUAUCUAUAUACUUAGAAAUAAAAUAUUAAAAUACUUGAUUUUCUAUUUUGUUAAAGAAAUACAUUUACAAAAAAGAAUACUUAGAGUAAAGAAUUGGGAAGAGUAUUCAAAGAAAUAUAUAAAUCUUGUGCACUAUGGAAAUGUUGAUCUGUUGAUACAAAAAGUAAAAGAAUCACCACUCACUCAGAAAGACGCGCUUAGAGAUGACACAUGCGAUCGGACUGAAGGAUGUUCGCAUGUCUCAUUCGAUUGGGCAGCGAGGAAUGGCGAUAUGACUAUGAUUAACCUUCUGCUCGAGAGGAACAAAACAAACUAUACAUUCUCUAGAAAUGCAUUUGUGUUGGCGGCAAAGAACGGUCAAGUAGAGAUAUUAAAGUACUUGACUGAGAACUAUAAGAGACUACAAAGCAGUGUUGAAUCUAUGAAUGAAGCAGCUGGUAACGGUCAUCUUGAAGCAGUGAAUGAGUUUAUGCGAUCAAUUGAUACACUCAGAUUGCUGAACAAAAGAGGUUUGUUGACAAAGGAGAUACAAGGAAAGAUCUUAGAGAAAGCUAUUCUAAACGCCUGUCUGCCUGCAAUCAGAUAUAUUGUCGAUGAAUGUAAAGCUGAAUUGACUAAGCCCUGUAUUGAUUUCCUACAGCUUCCGAGAUACAAAGAUCAAUGCGAAUUUAUCAAAACAUUAAACCCCAACCUUAGCGAAUUGGAUCAUAUAACAUUUGAAAAAGAAGAGAGUAAACCACAGCAACAUCAGCCUAGGGUUUCAAGAAGAGAAAUGAAAAAGAGUAGAUCAAUCAAAUAA